Triticum turgidum subsp. durum (durum wheat) is the source of this 543-nucleotide messenger RNA. The record is from the annotation of a GenBank genome assembly. Lineage: Eukaryota; Viridiplantae; Streptophyta; Magnoliopsida; Poales; Poaceae.
AUGUACUCAGGACUCGAGGAUUCCACUAGGAUCCACCCGGAGGAUGUCAGUGAGGACACGAUGGAGCAGUGGCUGAGAGGUAUUACUGGCAACAAGGAUAACCCUCGGGGGUCCAGGAGGGUGGUUCCAUUCGACCAUUUGCGCCAGCCGGAACAGGCUCUUGUUGAUAUGUACUCAAUGCCUAAUGGAGUGCAGGAGCAAAAUGUCGAGGGAGAGGCGAGCGGGGGCGAGAGUGGCGAGUGGCACUCGGAUGCAGAGGAGGGCGAGGAGAGCGAUGACCCGAGUGAUGAAGAAGAGGUUGACUCGCCUCCUCACAGAGAAAGGAGGUCCAAGCACGCUCACGACCCGGGAAGCACCCCUGACCUGGUGGCCGCACCAACUUGGCAGUCUUCAAAGCGCCCUCGAACGUCUUCUCCAGUGCUGACCGAGAAGGUAUCGAAACAGCCCAAGACUGCGCCGCCUCCAGUGCCGAAACCACCGAAGGCCACAUCUUCCAAACCUCCGAAGGCUUUGCCCAAAAUCAAAGUGAACGUAACCGUCUGA